Molecule: messenger RNA, 543 nt
Organism: Diplodia corticola
Lineage: Eukaryota; Fungi; Ascomycota; Dothideomycetes; Botryosphaeriales; Botryosphaeriaceae
Exons: 1
Coding region: 1-543 (180 amino acids)
Source: RefSeq, a predicted model, not a curated record
AUGGAGCGGCACCACGUCGAAGAUAUACCACGCCUGACCGGAGCGGAUAACUUUCUCGAAUGGCAGAGGGCUCUCAAGCUCAAAUUGAGGAGCCUUCACCUGCUAUCCUGCAUUUACGACACGCGUAUGCACCACCAACGGGAAAAGGAGUACAAUCAAGUCUUCGACAUCCUCCUAUUGACCGUCCAUCAAGACAUUUUCAACUCGCUGGACUUCAGCACCCCUCACAGAAUAUACAGCCAGCUCGUCUGUCGCUACACUCCGUCUAUCCACGAUCAAUUUGUCAAAUGGGCCAUCAUGCGCUUUAACAGUCAAAAUGCGACCAAGGAGGGCUUCGCGGCGAGAUGGAUCGAAGAAAAGUCGGAUGUUGAGUACGCUGGAAUGUCCAUUUCCGACGAACUAGGCGCAUCCGUUUUCUGCGUGGCUGUUGCAGACGUUGGCGACACAUGGGAUCAAGCUCGGUCAAAGCUCGCCAUCGAUGACUCUCAUCCCUGCGAGAUGGGAGCUAUAAUGAGAUGGCUCAACCGAGACACCAUGGGAUAG